UCUAAAAUUAUGGACCCCCGUACCAGUGCCCAGGACGUGAUGCGAUGUGACCUGUGUGAGACCACUGUGGUACAAAUGUACUGUGAUACAUGUCUUGUCACCCUGUGUAAGGCCUGUGUGGGAGAACACAUGAUCUCUGAUGAAUCAAAAAAACAUGAAGUUGUCUCAUUCAAGCUUCGAAAAUCCACUCCCCUCUACCCUGGAUGUAAAUCUCAUGUCAAAGAACGAUGUGAAAUGUACUGUAAUCAAUGUGACAUUCCUGUCUGUGUCAACUGCCUUGAAUCUAAUCAACAUUUGGGUCAUGGAUUAUCUAAAAUCUUGCGAGUUCUGAAUGAAAAGAAAGACACAGUUUCAAAAGAGAAAAUUGAACUAAAUGAGACAAUCUAUCCCACCUACCAGGACAUUGCCUCUGAUGUACAAAACAGAAUGAGUCAGUUAGAAAAGGAAUAUGGAGAUCUCUCAACAGCCAUAACAAAACAUGGAGAGGACUGGCACAGAGAAAUUGACAAACUUGUCCAGAAACUUAAAGCUGAAGUUGAUGAGAUGAAAAACACACAUUUACAAACUCUACAGAAACAUCUGGAUGAAAUAAACAAGACAAUGGCUGACAUCAAGGAUGAAAUCAAUUCAUUGGAAACCGCAAUAGAUGCUAAUGACAUUUCAAAGCUCUUUUGUGUUACAUCUAAUGUACAUGUAUACAGAAAUCUUCCUCCCAGAAUUAUGUUAUCUUUACCUAAAUUCAGUCCUGGAAAAAGUGGAGAAGAAGAACUGAGUAGACUAUUUGGAACCGUAUCAUCAAGUUCUUCAACUUUAGAUAAACAUGGCAAGAGUAUGAAGACAACACAAAAAUCACCAGAAGCUGGAUCCUCUCCUCCAGUCAAACAGCUGAUUGAUGAACCAGAGACUGUCACCGCGAUAGACACUUGGUAUAGAAGCCUUUACAAUGUGGCCUGUCUGAGUGAUGAAGAAAUCUGGACAAGUGGAUAUGACAUCACCAUGAAACUCUACAGCAUCAAUCAGAGAUCAGUACUCAAGUCAAUCACAACCAAGUCAGGGAAAUGGCCAACUGACAUAGCAGUGACAAAAAGUGGAGAUCUAGUUUAUACUGAUUACAAUGAUAGAACUGUGAAUAUUGUGAAGAAUGAGAAGAUAGAGGAGGUGAUCAGAUUACAGAACUGGAGACCUCGUGGUGUCUGUAGUACCUCCUCUGGUGACCUCCUGGUUAUCAUCUACAGUAAUGAUAAAAAACAAACAAAAGUUGUCCGUUACUCUGGCUCCACAGAGAAACAAACCAUUGAGUUUGAUGAUAAAGGUAAUCCUCUCUAUUCACCUGGUACCAGAUACAUAACUGAGAACUGGAACCUGGAUAUCUGUGUGUCGGACAAUAAAGCUAAAGCAGUAGUGGUGGUCAAUCAGGCCGGGAAACUGAGAUUCAGGUACAUGUACACUGGAGAAACUCCCGCUCCAAAGAACAAACCAUUCAAUCCACGAGGAAUCACUACAGACAGUCAGAGUCACAUCCUUACAGCUGAUUAUAAGAAUGACUGUGUCCACAUCAUAGACCAGGAUGGACUGUUCCUCCGUUACAUACAAUGUGGACUGAGUGAUCCAUGGGGACUGUGUGUAGAUACAAAUGACAAUCUGUUUGUUGCUCUAAGAUAUAUCAAUAAGAUAACGAAAAUCAAGUAUCUGCAGUGA
Saccostrea cuccullata (small rock oyster) is the source of this 1698-nucleotide messenger RNA. RefSeq names its product tripartite motif-containing protein 55-like. Gene Ontology annotation, biological process: protein polyubiquitination; proteasome-mediated ubiquitin-dependent protein catabolic process. The coding region runs from base 10 to 1698 and encodes 562 amino acids. The record is from RefSeq and is a predicted model, not a curated record. NCBI's taxonomy places the organism in Eukaryota, Metazoa, Mollusca, Bivalvia, Ostreida, Ostreidae. Gene Ontology annotation, molecular function: protein binding; zinc ion binding; ubiquitin protein ligase activity. The transcript has a single exon.